Molecule: messenger RNA, 2376 nt
Organism: Arabidopsis lyrata subsp. lyrata
Lineage: Eukaryota; Viridiplantae; Streptophyta; Magnoliopsida; Brassicales; Brassicaceae
Product: putative F-box/FBD/LRR-repeat protein At5g25850
Exons: 4
Coding region: 148-1740 (530 amino acids)
Molecular function (GO): protein binding
Source: RefSeq, a predicted model, not a curated record
CCAUACUUAUGAAUUAGGGUUACUUAAAACUCAGCCCAUACUAGGUCCAAAAUGACUGUAACUAACCUACGCCUCCAAACCAGCUCUCAAAAACUUGUGCCUCAAUUUUGUUUUGCACAAUAAUUAAGUUUUUUCAGAAGAAAACACAUGAUGAUGGGUAGAGAAAGCUCAAAACAGGCUCGUUAUCCCAUAAGGUUGAUACUUAGAUUGAACAGUGAUAGAUUAAGCCAAUUACCUGAUCCUUUGAUAUGUCAGAUACUUUCUCAUCUUCCCAUAAAGGAGACUGUCACGACAAGCGUUUUAUCCACCAGAUGGAAGAAUCUCUGGCUUAAGGUUCCUAGUUUGGAAUUGAUAUUUUCGAUAUUCCCAAAUUUCAAUGCCUUUAAGAGUUUUGGUGAUAGGUUUUUCGAUUCCAAUAGGGUUUCUAGCAUCCACAAUCUUAAGUUAUAUUUUGAUGAACAUGAUGCAUCUUAUCUCACAUCAUGGAUCGAUGCCUUUGUUACGCGUAACAUCCAACGUCUAUAUGUUCAUCGUGUUCGUGGGAAUUAUUUUCAUGAGCUGCCCUUAACCCUUUAUGUAUGUGAUACAUUGGUAUCACUAAAACUCUUUCAUCUGACUUUGGUUAACCCCGAGUUUGUGUCUUUACCUUGUCUGAAAAUCAUGCAUCUAAACUAUGUUCGGUUUCCUAAUGUUGCCACUUUUGAGAGACUUGUCGCUUCUUGCCCUGUCUUAGAAGACUUAAAGAUUGAUGUAUUAUGGAAUGAUGGAAGAGUCUAUCGGGUGCAAUCUCGUUCACUGAAGAGGCUCCGUUUACUACGAAGUUCUUCGAUGGUGUUUGAUUCUGUUCCGGGAGUUGUUAUUGAUGCUCCUCUACUAUGCUAUUUGAGAAUCAGUGAUAGUGUAUCAGAAACCUAUAUAGUAAAUAAUCUGGAGUCCAAUGCCAAGUUAGAUAUUCAUCUCGACUUUGGUUCUGAGGAUUUUGGCGAAACAAGCGUUUCAUGGAGGAGUUUUCUGCCGGCAAUCUCGGAGGUCAUGGAUCUGACGAUAUGUGAAAACAAUUUCAAGGUCAUUCAUCACUAUUCCAAUCUAGCACCGCUGCCUCAAUUUGAUAACAUGUCCCGCUUACAUGUUACUCUCCGUGUAUCCGAAUUAAAAUGGUUGCCAAAUUUUCUUGAGUAUUGCCCGAAUCUGAAAUCCCUCAUUGUGGCUUUUAAUGGUGACUUUGAGAAGAUGGGUUCUGAGGAGAUGAAUCAAAUAAGUUUUCUGCUCGGGAUGACGAGGAUCGUGGAUAUGACGAUAUUCAUGUACACUUCCAAGGUCAUUCGUCACUAUUACCUAUUCGAACCACUGCCUCAUCAGUUUGGUUACAUGUUUGGUUACAUGUCCCACAUGCAUGUUACUCUCUCUAUGUCCCUUAUAAAAUGGUUACCAAUAUUUCUUGAGAGCUGCCCCAAAUUGGAAUCUCUAGUCUUGGUAUUUUUGGGUAGUGAGAAGAUAAAUCAACUAAGUUUUUCAUCUGUUAAUCCUAAGUGUCUGCUAUCGUCGCUCCAGUUUGUUGAAUUGGAUGCCCAAAUCAUGGGAUUUGAUGAUGAACUACUGAAUCUGGCGAAAUACUUCUUAGAGAAUUCAUCUAUCCUCCAAAAAAUCACUGUACAUCGAAACAGGCAUGGUUCAACAUAUGAGGGGUUGAUAAACAAAUUCCGAAGACGCUCUAGGAUUUGCCAAGUCAUCCUCAUCUGAUUUGUAAAAGCUUAGAGAGAGCAUGUGAAAUUCUUGCUACACAAGAAAUUCCAGGUUUCGGAAUCUGCGUUGUUUAUGCAAUGAAGUUUGUCCCUUAAAUCUCUACAAUCUUUUUCUUCACCAUAUAAUUGGCUUCUCCAAUAGAGUUACUUCAAUAUGAAUCAUUAAUGAAAAUGCUUAGCAAAAUGUAUAAAAGAAACUUGAAAUAUAGAUAACAACAUUAGGAUGAAAUAUAAUGUAAUGCUUAUUUAUUACGAAUUUGAAUGUUCCACCAUCACUCAACGCAUGUUUUAUUGCUACACUUUCGUUUUUUUUUUUUCUUUAGUAUUGAUUCACUUUUGUGUCUUGUAUAUUACCCAGUUCUAUGUUACUAAAAAAAGGCCUUUUACACUCCGUUUCUUUUUAAGCAUUUGACAGUGUCUUCGUCAAUCUAUUACGAAGUGCUCUAUAAUAAUGAACUGGAAUUCUGAAUAUGAGUGACCCGUGGUUUCAUUCCCGUCCAGACACCGAUCUCUGCUUCCGGUUAAAGCUUCGCCGGGACCAGUUUCUUUGUUUCUGUUUUUAGUAACCCAUGGUUAUGUAAGGGCCAUAACCCAAGCCUAUUUGUGUUGAAUCAAUAUUUUUAGAGAUGUACAU